CCUCUGCGUCCACAGCUUCCACGCUUCUACUUCGCUUCGUGGAUCUCUCUCUCUCUCUCUCGCAAAGGAACGAUGCAGGCAACGUGGAGGCGCUCCUCUCGGGGUCUAUUGGAGCAAUCGCUCGCUCUCGCUUCGCUCAGAUCGAUCUACCCACUCUCCUCUAGUGAGUGUGGAGUCGAUCACCCUCGCUAUGUGUCGACCAUUUCGGUCAAGGGAACGGGGCAUAUCCUACGAAAGGGCACGGGUGGAAGAUCAUCUGUGAGUGGAAUCGUUGCAACUGUUUUUGGAGCUACAGGUUUUCUUGGUCGUUAUGUUGUCCAACAGCUUGCUAAAAUGGGUACUCAAGUACUUGUUCCUUUUCGAGGAUCUGAGGAUUCUCACCGACACCUCAAAUUGAUGGGUGAUCUGGGUCAGAUUGUUCCUAUGAAAUAUAAUCCAAGGGAUGAAAAUUCAAUUAAAGCUGUAAUGGCCAAGUCAAAUGUGGUGUUAAACCUCAUUGGGAAGGAAUAUGAAACAAGAAACUACAGCUUUGAAGAAGUGAACCGUGACAUGGCUGAGCAACUUGCAGUGAUUGCUAAAGAACAUGGCGGUAUCAUGAGAUUUAUUCAAGUAUCUUGCUUAGGGGCAUCUUCCUCAUCUCCUUCGAGAAUGUUGAGGGCAAAGGCUGAAGCAGAGGAAGCUGUACUAAUGGAGUUUCCUGAGGCCACGGUUAUGAAGCCCGGAGUUAUGAUUGGUACAGAAGAUCGGAUUUUGAAUAGAUGGGCACGCUUUGCAAAGAAAUGGAGCUUCCUCCCGCUCAUGGGGGAUGGUUCUACAAAGAUUCAACCAGUUUAUGUAGUAGAUGUUGCUGCUGCCGUUAUAGCUGCCUUAAAAGAUGAUGGUACAAGCAUGGGGAAGGUAUAUGAGCUUGGUGGACCUGAGGUUUUCACUGUGCAUCAACUGGCUGAAUUAAUGUUUGACGUGAUACGAGAAUGGCCACGAUAUGUGAAGGUUCCUUUCCCUAUUGCAAGGGCAAUUGCAUCUCCUAGAGAGCUCCUUUUGAAGAAAGUACCAUUUCCUUUGCCAAAUCCAGAAAUAUUCAACCUGGAUCAGAUUAAUGCACUCACCGUAGAUACUGUAGUGUCUGAAAAUGCUCUAACAUUUAGCGAUCUGGGUAUUGUGCCGCACAAGCUGAAGGGCUACCCAGUGGAGUUCCUUACCUGCUACAGAAAAGGUGGGCCGGCUUUCGGCUCUACAAUCAGUGAAAGAAUACCCACCGAGUUCUGAAAAUUCAGCACGAAGAUCUCAGAUCUCUCUUACAAUCUUUUAGUUGCAUAUAUUGUUUUCUUUCCUUAACUGUUGCGGAAAUCACUGCUGCUUGGAGAAAUUCCUCGAGUUCAAGCAGAGCUUGACUGCCCUUUCAAUACCCCAUUUUCUGAAAGACCCCUUUAUUUCUUGAAUAAGUGAGGAGAAUUGUAUGGAUUAAGUUAUCAUUUGGUGGUACAAGCGGUGAGAAGGAAAUAUGUAAUUUGCUACAGUCCUUUGCUAAAUUUUUACUGUUUAACUCGUUUCCCCUUUUUCAUAAAAUUUGUACUGUCAUUAUACAGGAGGUUUGACAGAGUGCUCUCUUCCACCGACACAUUUCAGUUGCUUGUGUUGGUAUUUACAUUUUUUGGAAUGCCUUACGGUAAUCGGCUAUUACCUAUCAUCCUGAUGGCAUUUUCCUUGUCUUAUGGUACUGUUUCACUUAAAUAAAAGUAUUCAUUGGAUUGGUCGCA
Molecule: messenger RNA, 1757 nt
Organism: Ananas comosus (pineapple)
Lineage: Eukaryota; Viridiplantae; Streptophyta; Magnoliopsida; Poales; Bromeliaceae
Product: NADH dehydrogenase [ubiquinone] 1 alpha subcomplex subunit 9, mitochondrial
Exons: 12
Coding region: 73-1266 (397 amino acids)
Cellular component (GO): mitochondrion
Molecular function (GO): protein-containing complex binding
Source: RefSeq, a predicted model, not a curated record